AUGUCAGCUAGCGACCCCCAUCCUACUUUCCAUCUUUUCCCAAACCUUCCUCCUGAACUUCGCCAUCAGAUAUGGCUUAAUGCAUUGCCAACCCUCAAGCCGUCCAUUCAUUUCUACCAUAGGGGUUGCUGGCGUCAUCAGCCACUUGAUCCAUCCGAUGAGGAUUAUGGCCUGGACGAUGAAGGUCCCCCGGUUUCCUUUCGACUUGAGUUAGUCAAGAAGACGUGGCUUGAAGUUCCCAUGGUGUAUGUGAAUCAUGAAUCACGGCAAGCUACACUCAAAUGGGCAGAGCAACAUGGAUUACCACUCUGCUCCCUCCCAGAUACAGAGCGCCUGGUAUUUCUACGCUCCUUCAAUACAAACAUUGAUGCGCUUGGCGUUCCAUAUGAAGAGUGGGAGAAUCUUAUUCUCGAGCUUACCGAUCUUCUUUCGGAGCCUGAUCUUAUCAAUCAGAUUGUGACGCCAAUCUCAGCUAUCAAGAGUUUCAUUCUCUCAGAACGGAUGCUCAAAAGUUGUGUCUCUGAGCUUGGUGACUUAUUUGAUGUCUAUGGUGGGGCAACAAUUUACAUUAUUGAUGGUGAAAUGCCAGAACUAGACGCAGCAAGUUCCGCCACAGGGUUGCUGCAAUCAUGGGAAUAUGAGCCUUCUGGAGGGAAGGGCUGGAGAUGGGAUCCAGAACAACGCAGGUUUGCGGUCCAGGAGAAUACUCAAAUUAGAAGCCCGACAUUAUAUGCGCUGAUGGAAGAGGCUGCUAGGGUGCUUACUGAGGCUACUUCUAUGACAUAG
Messenger RNA from Clonostachys rhizophaga, 786 nucleotides. The record is from the annotation of a GenBank genome assembly. NCBI's taxonomy places the organism in Eukaryota, Fungi, Ascomycota, Sordariomycetes, Hypocreales, Bionectriaceae.